AUACAUUACUGUCCUUCUGUAGCUCACACACUUAUCCUCGGAAUUCAUCCUUAGGUGUGAAAUGAGGCUAAGUGCGCAGCUUGUUGUAAAAUGCGCAGCUGAGGGAGUGUGUACUGUGUGCCAAGGCGGCUCGCCCCGGUUAGCGGGGGGCGUCUGCUGAUGUGCGGCCAGGGGGACGGUGAGUGGCUGAGCGCUGUGAGUGCCUGGCAUCCCCGGGCAGUGUUGCUGCAGCAGUUGGUGGGUGAGGUGUUCAUCUCUCUGGCGUCAUCCCUGCCCAUGAUGGAGUGCAAUCAGAAAGACAUUUCCUACGACGAGCUGUCGUCCUCGUUCAAAGAGGUGACUAUCAUCGAUGUCCGUAAUCGCAACGAAAUACAGGCCUGUGGGCAGAUCCCCGGCUCCCACUGCAUCCCAGUAACGGAGAUCAAGCUGGCGUGUGACCUAGACAAGGAGGCCUUCAAAGCGAGGUACGGUUUUGAGAAGCCAGAGUGCGAGGAUGACUUGGUGGUAUGCUGCAAGUCCGGCGUCCGGUCCAAGGUGGCCUGUGACCUUCUACAGUCCAAAGGAUAUAAGAGGCAUAGGAUCUACCGCGGUUCCUUCAGCGAGUGGGAGGAGAAGGGCGGCGAGGUGCUGAAGCCCGGCCAGCCCCACGAGUUCGAGUUCGAGGACAGCAGCGACGACGAGGCCCAGUCAUACUGCACGACGGGAAGUCCUUGUGCCCUUAAGGGGGGAAGCGCCUCGCCCUCCCACAACACUCCCCUCCAAGCCCCCAGACAGUCCAACAAGAGCCUUUGAUCGUCGUUGAGACCGGACUCUAGCAGGACUCCGUUAGUCAAGUUUUCCCGCAGUGCCAGACAUAUUUUUAUUUUCAACGUAUUAUUCCUCCUAGGGGUCCUUUUUAUUUUUUCUAUAAUUUUUUUUAGGGGCAGCAUCUUUGCAAGUACCAUUUUGGCUCGAUUUUUUUUAUAUGUAGUAAUAAUGAUAUAGUUCUUGCCAUGUGUUGGACAGCAGCGAGACAUGUACCCACAGUGCAAGUUGACUCUAUAGACGAGAACUGUUGAAGAAUAUAGAGAGCGGUCAUGUAAUAUCGGUGUGGCAAAGCCCGACAAGCUCACACGUAUCUCAAGACUACUGGCACAUUGCACACAACAGCUGAAGGGGCUCAGGGUUUUUACUAAUUAUGAAAUAAUCACUCUUCCAACUUCUUAAAUUGUGCGGCAGCAUUAUUUGUGGUGUUUCUGUGGUGGUGUUAGUGCAGCUUUCUUUCAUGUAUCAGAUUAUUUUUAUCGUUUAACAUCUUUUUCUACACUAUGGUUGUAACUAAACUGGUAAUUCAUGAGCCGUCUAUAUAGGCAGCUUAGGUUACUGAACUGCCUUGCACAUAUACCACAUAAUUGAGCAGCAAGUAGAGGUUGUUCAUAGUGAGGUGAGUUGAAAGUGACGGUAGUAGGCAUAGUGGGUUUGUGGCCGUUCUCCAGUAGUGAAUGCUUCGUGGAAAUAGGGUUAUUUUUCUAUAAAGGUAUUAAUCGUAACAGUGAAUGCAAAAUAUAUAAAUAAUAUUCAAAAUAUUUUGUGUAUAUCAGUGCAUUUUAUCAUGAAGCUUGUUUAUCAUAUCAUUAACAUAAAUCAUUUUUUUAUAAUAUA
Molecule: messenger RNA, 1641 nt
Organism: Eriocheir sinensis (Chinese mitten crab)
Lineage: Eukaryota; Metazoa; Arthropoda; Malacostraca; Decapoda; Varunidae
Product: thiosulfate sulfurtransferase/rhodanese-like domain-containing protein 3
Exons: 4
Coding region: 160-792 (210 amino acids)
Cellular component (GO): mitochondrion
Molecular function (GO): thiosulfate-cyanide sulfurtransferase activity
Source: RefSeq, a predicted model, not a curated record